AUGGCUUCGAGGGCCGCGAAUUGUGCCCGAUUGCCUGUCCGACCGCCUGCUGGUCAUCAUCGCCUCUACUCAUCCAAAGUCGAAGAGUCGAUCAAACGUGUCGCGCGUGAAGCAGCCACCAAGGUCCAGAACACAGCGAUACCGCGCAAGGUGCUCAUCUACCACGCGGGCACGAUCCGCACCACGUUCCUCGGAUUCCUCAAGGCGUCCACCCUGCUCGUCGGGGCCUUCUACCUCAGUCUCGUGGUGCCCGCCUACAUCAAGGAGGGCAAAGAUCCACUGGAAAUUGUCAAGGUGGCCGCCUGCGGCAUCAUCCCCGCCGUCUUCAUCGGUUUCAUCUCGACGCCGUUCGUGACACACAUCCACAUCCGACUGCCGCAGUCCGUGGCCGGGUCCAGGCAGUACAUUGAGCGAUAUCUACAGACGGGCGGUCUCAAGCCUACGACACCUAUCGAGGUGACGACUGUUGGUGUCAUCGCCACGCCGCGCACCUUCAUCAUCCCCGCGGGCGAUCUCCUCCCGACACGUCGGAGAAUGGGCAUUGUCAACUACGUCCGCCGGUCGUCGCCAGAGCUGGAGCAAGAGAUCAAGCAGAAGAAGUGGUACCAAUUCCGCCCCGCUACACACUUUUACAUACAGCAAGGUCGACCUGGACAACCGCGCCAGACACGCUACCACGACCCCAAAUCCGACAAAGUCCAGUGGUGGAUCUGGGAGACGCUCAAAGAGAAGCUCGACAAGCGCGCGUCCGUCUAA
Emericellopsis atlantica is the source of this 756-nucleotide messenger RNA. RefSeq lists its product as uncharacterized. The transcript is spliced from 2 exons. NCBI's taxonomy places the organism in Eukaryota, Fungi, Ascomycota, Sordariomycetes, Hypocreales, Bionectriaceae. The record is from RefSeq and is a predicted model, not a curated record. The coding region runs from base 1 to 756 and encodes 251 amino acids.